Mus pahari (shrew mouse) is the source of this 1104-nucleotide messenger RNA. It is a transcript of the gene Miox, whose product is annotated as myo-inositol oxygenase. The record is from RefSeq and is a predicted model, not a curated record. Gene Ontology annotation, molecular function: iron ion binding; inositol oxygenase activity. Bases 73 to 930 code for a protein of 285 amino acids. Gene Ontology annotation, biological process: inositol catabolic process. Gene Ontology annotation, cellular component: cytoplasm. The transcript has 10 exons. Lineage: Eukaryota; Metazoa; Chordata; Mammalia; Rodentia; Muridae.
CAUAUAAAGAGCUCCUUGGCCUACGACUUCGCUUUCCUGUAAGCUCUGCCAUCGGGUGACCGCUCCCUCAGGAUGAAGGUCGAUGUGGGCCCAGACCCUUCCCUGGUCUAUCGACCUGAUGUGGACCCAGAGAUGGCCAAAAGCAAGGACAGCUUCCGAAACUACACUUCAGGCCCGCUGCUGGAUCGUGUCUUUACCACAUACAAGCUCAUGCACACUCACCAGACGGUGGACUUCGUUAGCAGGAAGCGCAUCCAGUAUGGCAGCUUCUCUUACAAGAAGAUGACCAUCAUGGAGGCUGUGGGCAUGCUGGAUGAUCUGGUGGACGAAUCUGACCCAGACGUAGACUUCCCCAACUCCUUUCACGCGUUUCAGACCGCGGAGGGCAUCCGGAAAGCCCACCCGGACAAGGACUGGUUCCACCUGGUCGGACUUUUGCACGAUCUGGGGAAAAUCCUGGCUCUGUGGGGGGAACCUCAGUGGGCUGUUGUCGGAGACACGUUCCCCGUGGGCUGCCGUCCCCAGGCCUCUGUGGUGUUCUGUGACUCUACUUUCCAGGACAAUCCUGACCUCCAGGACCCUCGAUACAGCACAGAACUCGGCAUGUACCAGCCCCACUGUGGACUUGAGAACGUUCUUAUGUCCUGGGGGCAUGAUGAGUACCUAUACCAGAUGAUGAAGUUCAACAAGUUCUCCCUGCCUUCAGAGGCCUUCUACAUGAUCAGAUUCCACUCCUUCUAUCCGUGGCACACCGGUGGUGACUACCGGCAGCUGUGCAACCAGCAAGACCUGGAUAUGCUGCCCUGGGUGCAGGAGUUCAACAAGUUUGAUCUCUACACCAAGUGCCCUGACCUACCGGAUGUGGAGAGCCUUCGGCCCUACUAUCAAGGGUUGAUUGACAAGUACUGCCCCGGCACCCUGAACUGGUGAAUGGCUUCCAAUACCCUCCCACUACUGAGCCAGCACACCUAGGCUGAACAACUUCAGGAGCUAUAAUAGCCCCCACUCCAGCCUUGCUCAGGGCCCCAUACACCUGUCCACAGUCCCCACCCAUCACAAUUGAGGUCAUGUUUGCUGGGUAUCAAUAAAGAAUGAAAGAGAUGA